This is a messenger RNA of Saccoglossus kowalevskii, 660 nucleotides long. RefSeq names its product DNA-directed RNA polymerase II subunit RPB1-like. The record is from RefSeq and is a predicted model, not a curated record. NCBI's taxonomy places the organism in Eukaryota, Metazoa, Hemichordata, Enteropneusta, Harrimaniidae.
AUGCUCCUUCCCAUUGCAUUGGCUUACUCACCAAAUGGUAAUGUGCACCUUCCCAUUGCACGACAUUACUUCCCAAAUGGUAAUGCGCUUCUUCCCACUGCACCUGAUUACUCACCAAAUGGUACUGUGCCCCUUCCUAGUGCAAUGGGUUACUCACCAAAUGGUGAUGUGCCCUUUCUCAUUGCACCUGGUUACUCACCAAAUGGUGUUAUGAUCUUUCCUAUUGCAUUGGGUUGCUCAUCAAAUGGUAAUAUGCUUCUUCCCAUUGCAUUGGGUUGCUCACCAAAUGUUACUGUGCUUCUUUCCAUUGCAUUGGGUUACUCGCCAAAUGGUUCUCUGUUCCUUUCCAUUGCUCUGGGUUACUCACCAAAUGGUACUGUGCUCCUUUUCUAUGCUCUGCGUUACUCACGAAAUGGUAAUAUGCUCCUUCCGAUUGCAUUGGGUUACUCACCAAAUGGUGAUGUGCCCCUUCUCAUUGCACCUGGUUACUCACCAAAUGGGGUUAUGAUCUUUCCUAUUACAUUGGUUUACUCACCAAAUGGUAAUAUGCUUCUUCCCAUUGCAUUGGGUUACUCGCCAAAUGUUACUGUGCUCCUUCCCAUUGAAUUAGGUUACUCAUCAAAUGGUAAUGUGCCCCAUCCCAUUGCAUUGGGUUACUAA